Astyanax mexicanus (Mexican tetra) is the source of this 1098-nucleotide messenger RNA. RefSeq names its product olfactory receptor 1S1-like. Gene Ontology annotation, molecular function: olfactory receptor activity; G protein-coupled receptor activity. The transcript has a single exon. Gene Ontology annotation, biological process: G protein-coupled receptor signaling pathway. The record is from RefSeq and is a predicted model, not a curated record. Lineage: Eukaryota; Metazoa; Chordata; Actinopteri; Characiformes; Acestrorhamphidae. Gene Ontology annotation, cellular component: membrane. Bases 146 to 1093 code for a protein of 315 amino acids.
UCGAAUCGGUAAAGUUUUUUUUAUCAACCAUUAGAUUAUCUGUAUCUAAAUGCAUUUAUGUUUAAUAUCUGCAAUGUACUGAUAAUGGACUUCUUUCCUUUUUUUGUUUAUUUUUCUUUUUUUGUAGAAACUCUAUAGACCCACUAUGGAAAACACAUCAACUUUUACUACAUUUAUUCUGGACGGCUACUUUAUUUUGGACCAGCAGAAGCAUUUGUACUUCACUAUUUUUCUUUUUGUCUAUGUUGCAAUUGUUCUGCUAAAUGCGCUUCUGAUUGCAGUCAUCUACACUGAGAGGACGCUGCAUAAUCCCAUGUUCAUUCUUGUGUGCCAUCUAUCUGUUAAUGAUAUCUAUGGCAGCUCCAGUCUGAUCCCUCAUCUGUUAUUUAACCUCGCUACUCAGUUUUAUAAGAUUUCUCUGACAAACUGUCUGAUACAAAUAUACUGCCUGCAUACUUUCAAUAUUAUUGAACUAACUAUAUUGGCAGUUAUGGGAUACGAUCGAUACAUUGCAAUCUGUCACCCACUUCGUUAUCACAGUCUGAUGUCCCCCAGAAAACUUCAGAUUAUAGUUAUUUUUAUGUGGUUUUAUCCUUUGAUUACAUUUCUCUGUUAUGAGUCAUUAACUAUACGCUUAACUUUCUGCAAUGAAUUUAUUACUAAGACACACUGCAUCAAUUUUGAACUUAUUAAACUCUCCUGCACAGAUAUCACUGUUCACAGCAUUAUUGGCCUUUUUUUAACUAUGACGGUAUUUAUGCUUCCACAGAUGCUGGUGAUUUUGUUUUCUUAUGCACAGAUUUUGCGAGUUUGCCUUUAUUCUUCUAAAGAAUGUAAAACAAAAGCAGUUCAGACAUGUACUCCUCAUCUUCUCACUGUUUUAAAUUAUUUUAUCGGAUGUUUCUUUGAGAUCAUCCAAAGCAGGUACAACAUCAGCUAUUUGCCUUAUGACUUUCGCACUUUUAUGGCUCUAUAUUUUAUGAUAUUUCCACCUCUGUUUAAUCCUAUUAUUUAUGGUAUGAGUGGUCGUGUGAUAAGAAAUCUUGUUUACAAAUUCUUAUUUCAUAAAAAGGUGGGUGUCUUAAAACAAUAAGCAAU